Sclerotinia sclerotiorum 1980 UF-70 is the source of this 645-nucleotide messenger RNA. RefSeq lists its product with no specific name. Bases 1 to 645 code for a protein of 214 amino acids. The transcript is spliced from 4 exons. NCBI's taxonomy places the organism in Eukaryota, Fungi, Ascomycota, Leotiomycetes, Helotiales, Sclerotiniaceae. The record is from RefSeq and is a predicted model, not a curated record.
AUGUUCGCUUUAUACCAAAAAGGAAAGAAUAAAUUAAAAGUUGAGUUUUGUUUGCUCCUUAUAUGCAUAUGCACUAUAUAUGCAUAUGCUGCCAAGAUCCCAGGAGGUCAACACCCUAUCCCCCGCCCCCUCCCCCUCUUCGAGUUAGGCUUUUCAAGACACACACCAUUUACUUCAAAUCCUCUCUGCAAACGUACGUCCACAAUCUUCACAUACUUUCAGGCUGUAAAAGCAUGGGUUGUCAAGGACAGGUCAAAGUUUAUGCAGAUUGCCCAUACUAGGAGCGGUCUAGAAGCCAAGAAGUUGGGUAACGCCAUCAAAGAUUUGCCCGUUGCCAGAUGGGACCAGAUCUCUAGACAUGUCAUGGCUGACGCACUCUAUUUCAAGUUUAACCAUAAUGCGGAUAUUAGAAAUGAGCUCAUAUCUACUGGCAGUAAAGUUUUGAUAGAAGCUAGAGAUGAUCGAGUUUGGGCAUCGGGUAUAAAGACUGUCAAAGCUACCGCCAAGACACCUAUAUCAGAAUGGCAAGGUCAGAACAAGUUGGGUGAAGAAUUGAUGAGACUGAGACACUUUUUCAGAGGAUUGGAUCAAGCUAAGGCCGGUGGAAAUUGUAAGACUUUUUUGUACUUUAACAAUGGAUUUUAA